CUCAACAACAGUAAACAAUGACUUAGAAAAGUUUAGCGAAAAGUCUUGCAAAUCAGUUGUGCUAGAAGAAGUAAACCAGCAUGAUUGAUAUAUUAUGUUGGAUUCCCAUGUGUGAAGAAUAAAAGAAACUACAGAAUUAUAUAGAAAUAAGGCGUAAAUAAGCAUAGGUUCUAAAUAGGCUACCUAACGAAAAUAGGCCUAGUAGGCCUAGUUUUAAAGGACUUGGCCUAUGAUCAGAAAUUUUUUUGAAAUGGCUUCAGUCAAGUCAAAAGUAAAAGGAAGACAACGAAUCCACAUUCAAUGCAGUAAAUCUACAUCGACUAAUGUUGGUGUUCUUAGUGGAAAAGGAAUACAGAAAUGUGAAGGCAAAAGGAAGGAAGCGAAAGAGAGAUUAAAUGUGGACUUCAGCGAAAGUUUAAAUGAAAUGCUCGUAAAGAUAGAUUCAAUUCCACUGGACACCGACACGAUUCACUCAAUACCCUCCACUCUCUUCAACCAGCCCAUCAACACCAAGUGUUCUUGUGGUAAUAUAGGAAACCAGAAAUCUCAGAUUGCAGGUGGGAAGUCUCUGUCCUCCGAUUCAGACACCGAUGAUGAAGAUGAAAUCAGUAUUGGCAAGAUCAUAGAUAUGUUGAAUGUGCACACUAGAAAGGCAUUACAGAAGGACAGGUCUCCAGUUUUGACUAAUCUGGUGUCAGGUUUUAGACCAGGAAAUGAGACAUUACACGCAGUCCAACUUCAGCAGCUGAAACUACUGCUAAAUGGAAACAGUAAUACUGUUAAAUCAUGUGUGUUGGUGUUGUUGGCGAAACUUAGUGCAAUAAUGGCAAAUGCCAAGGCAAUUUUUGAAGCUGGAUUUCUCGAAAAGUUAGUGAAGGUUGUUGAAGAACAGGAUAUUCUACUCUUGAAAGAUGCGCUGCAUUGCAUUGGCAUGCUAAUCAGUCAUGAAGAGUUAUGUGACUCGUGGCUUUUGUUGAUGAUCCAACGAGGCCUUCCGUCACUACUGACCAUUCUUCAGUCAAAUAUUGGUGAAAAUCUGCUUGUAUCAACUGGCUCGGUCUUGUCCGUCUUAGCUGUUCGUCAUGAAAUUGCAGUUUUACUGGUUGACCAUGGUAUGCCGGUCAUCAUCGGUGCUCUACAACUAAUUUCAAAACUUCGUGAACCUGUAAUAACAAUGCUUACUCAUGUAAUAUCCCAUAAUGAUCAGUUGAUGGCUGCUGUGAUUGACAACUAUGUUUUUAGAGAAAUUGACAUGGCAUUUAGAGUUGACCUUUGUUCUGAACAAAUAGCUGCAAUGGGUUUCUGCUACAAAUUGUGCCAAGAUUCAUAUGGAAUAGCAAGUAUACUAGAAGAAGAUAAACUAAAAUUACUGGUUCAAGUCACUCAAGCAACCAAUUGUGUGAAGGUGCGAGGUUUGGGUGUGAAGAUGAUUCAUGCUUUACUUAAAUGUCAGGAAACUAACAUUCUUAAGGAAUCCAUCGUGCAGAUGGGCAGAAUUCAUUGUGAAGGUAACAACUUGAGAGGGAUGGCAGAUGUGAAACUAAUGCAGAAACACACUUCUCUUGGUAUGAAAAGACAAGAGACUAAAUCAAGGACAGAAAGAGGUGUUAUGUUCCUGAGCAAGAUGCUAAUUAAUUUGCUGUACAGAGAAGGAAAGGUGAUUGUUGACUCGGAUGGUAAGGUGCAGUCGGUAGGGUUUAAGGCAGCUCAUGAUCCGUACUCCACGAUGUCUGUUUUAGUUGCUUGCUUUUACCUGAUAUCUACUCUGCCACUAAGUCGAUCAAGAACAAGAACAACUAGCUCAAAUAAAGUCCUAUUUCAAUGUUUCAGUAGUAAACAUCGAAAGGUAAACUUAAACACAUCCACAUAUUUGAUACAGAAUGGAGCACUGAACGUGAUACACAUCCUUAAUUCUUACUGCAACCUGUUGGGAGAUGGUAGACGAACUCGGCAAGCCACUGCAUCCGAGAGAUCUCUUGACACUCUGCAUUUGCAAGCCAUCAUGAAGAUUUGGCAAAAGGAAGAACAGGAGCAGACGCCGCCAUUAAAUCUAGCAGAUGUCUUAGUUCCGUCAGAAUUAAAGUUUCUUUUGGAAAUGUUGUCGCUUAUGAAGUUAUUUAGCCAGAUAUGUAGCACAGAAUGGAAUUAUAACGUCAAAGACAAGCUACAGGAAGCUAUUGCAGUUGACCAGGAAGUUGGAAAAAGCUAUUAUGAUGCACCUGUAGAUCAAUAUGCACCACAUUUGAUAGGUGAUUUGAAAAUUAGAAGUACUGGAGAAGAAACAAUGCCAGCCAUUACUGUCAAAGAGGUACUGGACUCUGGUGAUGGCCUGAUGGAAAUCCAAGCUGUGGAAAUGAAUGCUAAUCCGGAUGGUGCUGGUUUGAUUACCAAAAGAAUUGCAUGGGAAGAGAGUGAAGAAAGAAGAGAGGUGUCUGAAUCGAUUGAUGAGGGCACUAUAAAUACAUUUGAAAGACCAUUAUUAGAGACCUUGAAUGAAGCAGGAUAUGAUGUAAAGGCAGAUGAUAGUGUGUUUGAACUCCAUCAGAAGUUACGGAUGAAGCUUUGUCAAGAAGGUCUUUUUGAUGCACUCAUGUCAUUGGCCAGAUGUGGAGUUCCUCAACUUGAAGAAGAAAUAUUGGAAACCUUGAAGUGUCUACUACAGCCUGUAAAACCACCAAAACUGACCGAUCACCAUGAUUCUAAAUCACCGCUGGUUAAACAGAAAACUCUGGAAGAGAUUUCAAAAUCUUUGGAGAUGCGAGAUAGGUUGCUUAGCAGUGUCAUCAACAGUAUGAGUAAGAAGACAGCUGAUGUGAUGAAAGAGGCUUUGAAAACAGACUCACGAAAGAAGUCAUCCAAGACUGUAGGAAACAAAAAGAAAGUGGAUGCUAAACAAUUGUCAAAUUUUAGAACAUCCAUUACUAAUUCACCGGAGCGGUUAUCAUGGCAUUGUACAAUGCACUGCUUGGAGAUGGCAGGUCAUGUGAUCAAAGGUUUAACAGAUCGAGAAGAUGGCGCAGUUCAAAGGUUACUACUCAUUCUUUAUGAUAUGCUGUCUUUUGGAGAUAUUACAGUUCAUAUGAAGUUGGCGUCUAUUGGUUUAAUACCAGCCCUACUUGAAUUUAUUUGUAAGGAGCAUCCGAAUAUGUUCAUCAGUCUCCUAGCUGUUAUUGUACUGCAGAAGUUGACACAUGACCUCCGACUAAAAGAAAUGUGUAAAACCGAAGGUAGUUUUUAUGAACUAAAGAUGAAGUUCUCCAGUACUUACAGAGGGAUAUUGAAACGCGAGCUUCAGUUCUUCUUCAAAAGAGUUGAAAUUCCAACUGAUUCCUUGGGUCUGGAUAUCAAAGUUGGAUACCCUUCCACAUGACUUCGACAGAAAUGGGUUGAUGAAAAAAUAAUAAAAGGAAGGAAUUAUAUGAUAUAGAGUACUGAAAGGUCCACUGAUUAAUCUCAGAUACUUACUUUUACUUACUGCCUGUUAUGCCUUUGGCAUGUAGGGCAGCAACGAAGUCCUUCCACUUAGAUCUGUUCUGGGCCAACCGUUGUAUGGUACCCCAUGUGUGCCCCAGACUCCUCAGUUCUGUCUCCGCAGUCCGUCUCCAGGUAUUCUUCGGCCUUCCUCUCUUCCUCUUUCCUUCUGGAGUCCAGAAUAGAGCUGUGCGUGUGAUGUCAUCUGAUUCUUUUCGAAGUAUAGGGCCAAUCUAUCUCCAUCGUUUCCUCAGAAUAGUUUCCAUGUUAUUCAUUUUGCAUCGAUCUAAUAGUUCCUCGUUGGAUAUGGUGUUAGGCCAGAAGAUACCCUGUAUCCUUACAAGGCUCUUUGUAUGAAAAACAGAGAGGUUAUGUAUGUCUACCUUCUCAGAUAAGAUAGUAUAAUACAUACUCCAAGUAUCGAAAUGCACGCCAUCAUGUCGGGAUUCAAUAUUUCAACAUUAAUUAUGUCAUCAUCAGGAAUCAAGUACUAUAGAGUACUCACGAUAAACUGACAGGGAAGUUUGAAUAUUGAGUUUUAUUAAGUGAUUUUAUUAUGUGUGAAAUUUUGUAUCCAAUGCUACAAAUUUUUUAACUACAUUUCAUACUUGAACAUAUUUCUUGUUUUUGAAGAUUUUGCUCAUAACAGGAAAUAUUCAAAUAAAUACAAUUUUAUAUUCAUUUGUUUACUGUAGAUUGAUGGAAACAAGUUUUAACAAGGUUGGAUUGAUUUCAGAAUUUAAAUAAAAAUUCUUGCAUAGCCUUUUAAAUUAGCUGGUUAUCAAUUAGGGAUUUUUUUUGUAGUAAAAUGUUGGUAAAUUUGAAAAAGAAAAUCCAUUUGUUAAGUUUUAUUGAUCCAUGGAGUGUACAUUUUAAAAUACAUUUUAGGAACAAUUUAUUGAAUGUGAUGUGUAAGUGUAUGUGUGUGAUUAUUAUUGUUAUUAAUUAUUAUAAAUGUUGGCCCCAGCUAACACAUUAUGUUUGUAUCAAACUAUGACUUUUCGACAUAUCAAUAACAUUGUAGAUGUGCCCUGUUACAUAAAUGUAUGUUCAAUAUAUAUUGAGUAGAGAUUCAAGUUACUACCUUCUGAAGAAUUACAUUUGUUCUGGCCGUGAACACUUUUGAUGUCUUGAAUAUUGUACAGCCAAUACUAUGUGAAUGCUAAAUGAUUAUGAUUAGGAUUGAAAUAAUUUCUUACACUUUUACCUCCAUGUAUUGGCUAUGUUAUAAGACCAAUAUACGUGCUUACUUACAAUAAAAUCAUUGUUAACUUAGUUUAAAUUGUUUAUUUUUUGAGAAAUUAUAUCAUUUAAUAUCUCAUAUCAUUUAUUUCAUCUUUAAUUCAACACACGAAAAAAAAAUGGGGGGAAAAUAUUGUAAAAAUGCUAGCCAACACCAGACGGGAUUGCUCAAAAGUGGCUUUAAACAUACUGGCUGGGAGCUCAACUAUUUAACUUUAUAUACAUGUCUAAAAUGUGGCUGUAAUUACACUUUUCAGUUCUCAACUAUUAAGUGGCUUUUGAGUCGAUUAAAAAUAUGUUUAAAUAAAAAA
Molecule: messenger RNA, 5024 nt
Organism: Anneissia japonica
Lineage: Eukaryota; Metazoa; Echinodermata; Crinoidea; Comatulida; Comatulidae
Exons: 17
Coding region: 230-3370 (1046 amino acids)
Source: RefSeq, a predicted model, not a curated record